Messenger RNA from Tetrahymena thermophila SB210, 6432 nucleotides. Its product is annotated as transmembrane protein, putative. The record is from RefSeq and is a predicted model, not a curated record. NCBI's taxonomy places the organism in Eukaryota, Ciliophora, Oligohymenophorea, Hymenostomatida, Tetrahymenidae. The transcript is spliced from 12 exons.
UUAAAUAGAACAAAAAGAGGAUUAAUUAAUUAGCUACAAAUUGUAAAAAAAAUAAAGCCAAAGAGAUUUGAAAUGAAAUUUGUUUUUAUAAUUGUGAUUUUUUUACUGAAAACUUUCAACUGCCAGUAUUGGUAUUUGUUUGCUUAAAAUUUGGGGAAUGGUUUUUCUCAAACAGACGGUUGGUCAACAACAAAUUCUUAAUGCGAUACUUCUUCGUGCAAUAAUUCAAAUCUUUUAGGUGGUUCUAGUUGUUUUUAAGAUCAAACAAAAGCUUUUAAAACUUUUAAUAAUCUACCCUAGCAUUACUAAGUUAAAAUUGAUUUCACUUUAUGGUUUCUUGGCCUUUAUGAUGGUGAUUAAGUUACAGCAACAGUAGGAGGCACUUCUAAGUCUUACUAAGCAUAUUAUGAUUUUAAUAACUAUUAUUUAUGUGUUGAUGGUUAAGACUAAACAAAGUAAGGAUCAGUAGUCACUUCAGAUUCUAAUUUAUCAAUAAGCGUAACUUUUGAAGGGCAAAUUAAUUAUUAAUAUUUCUCUUAAGGCUGGGGAGUAAGCGACUUUAGUCUUUCUGUUUAGCUUUGUAAUCCUACUUGCAAUUAAUGUAAUGGAGUUGAAGCCUAUUCUUGUAUUUCUUGUUGGCCCAAUUCUACUUUAGUCAAUUAUUAAGGUAAUUCAGGAUUUUGCCAUUGUAACCCUGGUUAUUAUGCAGUAACUAAAGAUAUACCGUGUUUUAAUCCUCCUUGUUUUUAGUGCAAUUAAUGUGAUAGUUCAUGUGCUACUUGUACAGCAGGAGAUUAGUACUCGUGUGUAAUCUGCGCUGCUAAUAACUAUAAGCAAUAUUAUGGAUCUGAUUUAGUUAGUAAUUCUGAUCCAAGAUACCAGAAAUCUCUAUGUUAACCUGCAUGCUUUGCAGCAAAUUAUUACAUAGACUAAGAUAGUCAAUCUUGUUUGAAGUGUGCAGAUUCAUGCUUAACUUGUAAUGGAUAGUUAGAUUCUAAUUGUUUAACUUGUCCUCCUAAUUUUUAUUUAGAUGGAUAAAGCUUUGGUUAUUGCGUUUCAACUUGCAGUAGCUCAUACUACAAAGAUGACUCCACUAUGAAAUGCUUAAAAUGUAACUCUAACUGCUUAGAAUGCACUUAAAAUCAACCUGAUUUCUGUUCUAAAUGUACAAAUGGUAAUUAUUUGACUAUAGGUACUGGAUUAUGUGUGUCAGAUUGUGGUUAAGGAUAAUGGGGCAGAAAUACAGACUGGUCAUGCUAGUAUUGUAACUCUUCUUGCUAUACUUGUUCUUAAUCUGCAACAAAUUGUACUUCUUGCACAGGAGUAUUAUAUUUGUAUAAUAAUUAAUGCCUUAAUGACUGUCCUGAUGGUUAUUAUAAAGGGAUUAAUAAUACUUGUUAGUAGUGUGAUCCAAGUUGCAAGACUUGUGAUAAUGCAGGCAAUACUAGUUGUUUAAGUUGUUCUCCAUCUUACGGUUAUCUUAAAAAUGGAAUGUGCAUUUAAUGUCCAAUUUAAUUUUAUGGUGAAAAUAAUAAUCAAACUUGCCAACCUUGUCAUUCUAGUUGUUACUCUUGUGAUGCAGGAACUUCAUAAGAUUGCUUAUCGUGUUCAACUAAUUUCUUAUAAAAUAGAUAAUGUAUUCCUGUUUGUAGUGAUGGAUACUGGGGAAAUAGCUCAACUCAUACAUGUGAUUAAUGUGAUCCUAAUUGUUUAACUUGUCAACCUCAAGGUCCAAGCACAAGCUGCUUAAGCUGUUCAUCCCCACUUUUUUUAAAAAGUUUUACAUGUAUUUCUUCCUGCAAUCCUAUUGGAGAAUAUGGAGAUACAAAUACAAGAAAAUGUACUCCAUGUGAUAAUUCAUGCUAUACAUGCAACUAAUAAAAUAAUAACAACUGUCUUUCAUGCACAGGUUUGCUUUAAUUUUACUAAAAUUAAUGCUUAAAUACCUGUUCACCUUCUUAUUAUGGGUAUAAUAAUGUAUGCCAAAAACAGUGUCCAAAUAACAUGUAUCCUGAUGACUCUACAAAUUUAUGUUAACCAUGCAAUCCAAUAUGUCCAACUUGUUUUGGAUCGUAAACAAGCUAGUGCUACUCAUGUUAAGAUCCUUACUAUUUAGAUGUACACACUUGUGUUUUGUAAUGUCCGUCUAAUAAGUAUAAGAAUAUUUAAAACUAAAAAUGCGACUUAUGCGAUUUAAGUUGCUUAACAUGCGAUGGUGGAUCAAACUAAAAUUGUACUUCUUGUAGUCCAACAUUAUAUUUUGGGAAUAAUUAAUGCUUUAGUUCAUGUCUUACUCCUUACUUUAGCUCUACUGUUACUAUGUAGUGUGUGCUACAAUGCCCUGGAGGGUAUUGGGGUGAUGUCAAUAGUCCUUAGAGAUUGUGCUAACCUUGUAAUCCCUAAUGUGAUCUUUGCUAUGGCGGGACUUUUGCUUAAUGUACUAGAUGUUCUGCAAAUUAUUAUUUGUUUUAAAACACUUGUGAUAGUUGUCCUAUUAAUUAUUUUCCAAAUACAGAUACCAGAAAGUGUGAUAAAUGUUUUCAAACGUGUUAAAGUUGUAAUGGGCCAUCUUCAUCUAAUUGCUUGAGCUGCAAUACAGGGUAUUUCUAUUUGCCUGAUACAUAAACUUGCUAUAGUGUAUGUCCAAUCCCUUAUUUCUCUCAUUUUACCUAGCCUAAUUGCUUGGUAUCUUGCCCAAAUAACUACAUUAAGCCUCUCUAUGGUGAUCCGAAAACUAGAGAAUGCUUAAUUUGUGAUAUCUCUUGUUAAAAAUGCACAGGUCCAUCAAACCUUAACUGCAUUAAUUGUGCAUAAGGGUAUUACAGUUAUAGUUAAAAUAAAAGUUGCGUUCUAACAUGUCCUGAUGGUACUUAUGCAGAUGCACAAUCAAUGUAAUGUCUAUCUUGUGACUCUUCUUGUGCUACAUGCAACUAAGGAUCUUCUGGAAGCUGCUUAUCGUGUCUUUUACCUAGUGUUCUAUAUAAUGGCUAAUGCAUUUAAAAUUGUCCUAAUUCUUUGUAUAAAGAUUUAGAUUUAAAAUAAUGUGUUUAAGAUUGUACUGCAAGAUUUCCUAAUAAAUAUCCUAAUAAAUCUGAUAUGACUUGCCAAUAUUGUAAUCCUUAUUGCUAAUAAUGCACAGGACCUCUUAGUACCUAAUGCAUAACUUGCAAAAAUCCUUAUUUAAAAUUUAAUACUUCAUGCUUGAGUCAGUGCUAAUAAGGAACUUACUUCAAUAGCUAAAAAGUAAAUAGCAAUGACAAUGACUGUAAAUAGUGCAAUCCUGCUUGCUUAGAUUGCUAUGGUCCUGAAAGCAAUAAUUGUGUUACUUGUAGUCCAACUCUGUAUACUUUGACAUAAAAUGGAUCCACUAUAUGUCUUUCUGAUUGCCCAGAUUUGUAUAUUAAAAACUAAUAAAAAAUGACAUGUACUACCUGCCCUUAACUAACAUAUUUCAAUUAAGGAUAAUGCUAGAAAUGCCAUUAUUCUUGUUAAUCUUGUUUUGGUUCUUUUUAAAAUUAAUGCUUAGCUUGCUAGAACACAAGAGGAUCAGAUUCUUCUAAUAAUCCUUUCUAGGGAAUAUGCUCUUGUUAAUCAGGCUAUAUCGAAACAUAUUAAAGUGAGUGUGAAUUAACACCUUAAAAUGUUUCUGCUGCCACAAAGGCAACUUAUGCAUUUGCAAUAUCAGGAACAACAACUUCUAUUUUAAUUGGGAUUUUAGGAAGAAAUAUGUUUUUUAUUUAUAAUAUUUUAGAAGCAGCUCAAUUUACUAGCUUUUUAAAAUAUAUUAACGUUAAUUACCCUCUCAACCUUUAAAGUAUUUUUGAGAAACUUUACAUAUCUUAAAUUUCAAGCAUAGUUGAUUUGAAUCCUCAAUCUUCUUCUAGUACUAAUUAAGCUUAAAGCAAUAGCACAACCAAAAAUAGGAUGCUUGAGUGGAAUUCCUAUGAAAAUAGUAAUUUUAUAUUUGAAGUUUAAGGAAAUAAUUCUCCUUUGUGGUAGAGUUUCUUCUUUUUGAUUCUAUUGAAUAUCCUUUCAUGGGUUUUUGUGUUAGGGUUGAAUGUGCUUGUAAUAAACUGGAAGAUAAAAUACAACUAAGUAUUUCUGAUUGAAAAAUUAAGAUGCUGGACAAGUUACGGAUUACCUAUUCAGACAUUUUUGAGAACAUCAAUGGAGGCAAUUUUGUUUAUUGUUUUGUGUUUUAAACAAGCUUAAUAAUUAUCAGCAGUAGACUGGAUAUUUUGUUUAUAUUUCUUACUUUUAUUAGUUACAAUUAUUGUAGUAAUGAUCUAUCAAAAUAUUUAACCUGUAAAGCUAGAUUCAGAAAAUUAAUAUGUAAUAUAGAUACUCAAGCUGAAGAAAAACAAAGUUAAUGAUGAGCAAGCUUAAAUUGAAAAAACUAAUCAAACAUACCCUCAUCCUUUCAGAACUUUGUGGCAAUUCACUAAGAAUGAUAAAAUUUCUAGAAAUUAUUUUGUAAUAAACUUAGUAUCUAAAAUAUUUAUUGUUGUUUUAACAGUUGAAUUAGUAUCAGAUCCUUCUAAAUAAAUUUUAUCAAUAGCUAUUAUUAAGGCAAUAUAUUUCCUGGUUGUUUUAUUAAUUCGACCAAUGGUUAACUUCUUAUUUAAUUCUUUUAUCAUUUUUAAUGAGCUAUUGUUAUCAGUAAUAUGCUUUUUAAUUUUUAAGAUCUCAGUUAGCUCGAAUGAAGAUUAAAAUAACUAUGGAUUAGCAGUAUUAAUUCUGGUUUUAAUCUUAUUCUUAUUGAAUCUCUUAGGAUCAUUAAUUAGCUUGAUUUUUAUACUGAAGAAACUUUUUUAUUUAUUUAAAAAUAAAGAAAAAAAUUAAAAACCCAUUUAAAUUUCUUAAGAUGAAUCGAGAGUUGAUAAUUUAAACAAAUCCCAGCAAAUCGAUAUGUUUAAUUACGAUUAGUAGUUAAGAUAAAAAAAGGCAUCCACAAAUAUAAUAGACAAUUCUUCAACAAUAUAGAUACAUAGAGACAAUUAGGAAGAUUUUGAUUAGUCUAAAACUAUCUAAAACUAAACAGUUUUUUAAUAUGAUUAUGAAAAUCCAUUUCAAUUCUUAGAAAUUUAAUCUUCUGAUAGAUAAAACAACAAAAAUAUGAAAAAAUCUAAAAAAAAUGACUAGCAUUAAUAAAGUAGCCCUUAAAUUAAGAAAAAUUAAGAGGAUCAUAUUGAAAUAAAUAAAUUGGGAGAUAAUAAAAUGAAUGAUUACGAUGUACCUAAUUAAGAUAAUACUGAAAUAAACUAUAGUGAAAAUAAUUAAUAAUAAAUGUCUAUCAAAUAGUCGAGUUCAGAUUAUAUUAAAAAUAACUCUCAUCCCAAAUUGAUGAAAGAAACUCUUAGCAAUAAAUAGCUACCAAAUAAUUAUAAACAGUAAAGGUAGCAAAAACAUUAAAAAGAAUAUCAACAAUAAAACGAGCGUUUAAAAUAAUAAUAAUAAAAAGAGUAGCUUUAGUAAUCAGAUAAACUAAAUUGUUAAAUUUCCUAAAAUUAAUAAGAAUUUAGAGAAGGAAGUAAUUAGAAUGCUGAUGAUUUAUCAGACUAUAUUUAUAAAGCAAAUGUUUAAUCUUAAACACCUGUGACUUAAUUUAUUUCAUUUACUCCUAUUUAGAAUAAUAAUGUAAUACAAAAUAAUGAUCUUGAAAAUCAUUUUGAGUUAGAAAAUACCUCAAAUAAAUAAAAAUCUCCCCUUAAUUUGUUCCCAAUUUAAAAGCCAAAAUAAGUUGAAUAAUUUUUUAAAUUAGAAGAUUUAGAAAACACAGACUUAUCAUAAAUGAAUAAAUCUCCUUAGAUAAAAAAAGUAUCACAAAGAUCAGCUGGUAACUUAGGGCAUUUAUAAGAAAUAGAUUAGUAAUAAAUAAAAAAAUCUCCAAUCACAAAAAAUGCAUAAAAUAUUCAUACAAAAUAGGAGUAUUAAUUAACUGAUAAUUUUGAUAAAAUAGAAGAUUUUUAAGAUACUGAAUUAUUAUCUAUAAAUAGAUCACCAUUUAUCUAAAAGAUACCAUCAUAAUUUUUGAUUAAAUAAGAUAACUAAAUGCUUGAUAAUUUUUAAAAAUCACUAUUUAUUGAAGACAAUCAAUUUUAAUAAUUAAAUAGAACUCCUUAAACAAAAAAAGCUUAAUAAUUGUAAAUCAAAUAUGAUAAAAAGCCUGAUGAAGGUUAUGAGGAAAAAAUUGAAAAUUUAAAUAUCAAAGAAGAAGAAAUCUCUAAAAAUUAAUCAUCUUUCAUAAACAACUUGGCUAGUAAAAAAUUAAAAAGAAAGAAAGUCAGAGAAGACAUGAAAACAUAUAAAAAAGAAAAUAAAGAGGAAGAUGAUAGCCAAAAUAAGACUUCUUUUAUUAAUGAUAUAUCCAAACAAAAAUUAUAAAAGAAAAAAACUAUGCAAUUAAAAAUUAAUGAAAAUUAUGAAAAUUGA